CAGUCUCCUGGUGAUCAAUAGGUAACUUUAUUGCAACAGCAGGUGCGCAUCCGGGUACUUUACUCCUGCUUCAAGCCCCCGCCCCCUUUUGGGUGAAAGCAGCCCCUUUAAUUUGACUGGCGGCAAAAGCAAAGUCUGAGGCCUUUGCCAAUUUAAUAGCAUAAAAUAAGAAUACUUUAUUGCUUUUUUAGCUAUUAGGAGCCCACAUCCUAUGGCCAGUAAGGCAAGCAAUUAUGUUAAGUCGUUGCCAAUCAAUCAAUCAAUCAUCGUCGUUGUAUAGAAAGAAAUAGGGGUUGAUGAGUGUCCUUUCACUAACCUGAUCGUAUUGAAUCUCCAGGGGAAUAAUGGCUGCACAGGAGCCGUCUCCACCAUCUUCCCUGGAAGGCAACAAACCGGGCUUCCCAAAGAAAAUUUUGGCCAACAACCACGAAGACAAGCAUUUGUGCAAUUCAUGUCAGAAAAUCUUGAGAAGGCCUUUGCAAGCUCAAUGUGGUCAUCGCUUUUGUUCGUUCUGUUUCAACAAAAUUGUGAGUUCUGGACCACAGAAAUGCAGUGCUUGCAUCAAAGAAGACUUGUUUGAGGAACCCACCUCCAUUCUCAAGCAAGGUGGUGCUUUCCCUGAUAAUGCAGCUCGGAGAGAAGUGGAGGCCUUGGCAGCUGUCUGUCCCAAUGAAGGAUGCACGUGGACGGGAACUAUCAAAGAAUUUGAGGCCAGCCAUGAGGGCAACUGUGACUUCAUGAUCAUCCUGUGUCCUUCCUGUAAAGAGCUGAUGAGAGCCAAUGAACAGGAGCGCCACAACGAGAGAGAAUGUCCAGAGAGGACGCUCAACUGCAAAUACUGCAAAGAACCCUUCCUGUUAAAGAACAUCAAGGCUCAUGAUGAGAUCUGUCCAAAGUACCCGAUGAUUUGUGAAGGUUGUGCAAAGAAAAAGAUCCCCAGAGAAAAGUAUGUGGACCAUAUUAAGUUCUGCAGUAAAUUUAAAGCACCAUGCAGAUUUCAUGUUGUUGGCUGCGAUACGUCUGUGGAGAAAGAGAAGAUCCAUGACCACGAGCGGCAGUGUUCGUAUGAACACCUCAACCUACUCCUGCAUUUCAUCAUGGGCAUCAAGGUGAGUUUGGAGAGCCUGCAGCCCCAGAGCCUGGAUGUGGCCAGCCACAAGCUGCAGGAGCUCCACCAGUCCCUCAGGGACCUGGAGCUGAAGAUGAGCCAGCUGGGGGGUGGUGGUGCAGCUCCCGUGCAGGGUGCAUGCGCCCCGACCCUGGCCACCUCCUUCACACCGCUGCCCAGUGCCAUGGGCGCUGCCCUGGAGCUGCAGCUCCAGAGUGAAAAAACCAAGGUGGCCGAGCUGAGCCGGCGUUGCCAGGAGCUGGAGCUCAAAGUGAGCACGUUCGAGAACAUCGUCUGCGUCCUCAACCGAGAGAUGGAGCGCUCCUGCACCACCAUGGAGGCCUACAACCGUCAACACCGACUGGAUCAGGACAAGAUUGAGAUCCUCAGCAACAAGGUUCGUCAGCUAGAGAGGACGGUGAGUCUGAGGGAUCUGUCCAUCGUGGAGAUGGAUGGGAAAAUGAGGGAGAUGUCUGCAGCCACAUACGACGGCAUCUUUGUCUGGAAGAUCUCGGAUUUCACCAAGAAGAGGCAGGACGCUGUAGCCGGCCGUGCCCCUGCUAUGUUCUCUCCUGCCUUUUAUACCAGUAAAUACGGCUAUAAGAUGUGCCUGCGGAUCUACCUGAAUGGGGACGGGACGGGCCGCGGCACCCACUUGUCUCUGUUCUUUGUGGUGAUGAGAGGACACAGCGACGCGCUCCUGAAAUGGCCUUUUAAUCAGAAGGUCACCCUAAUGCUGCUCGACCAGAACAACAGGGAGCACAUCAUCGAUGCCUUCCGGCCCGACAUCUCCUCCUCAUCUUUCCAGAGGCCCGUCAGCGAUAUGAACAUCGCCAGCGGCUGCCCACUCUUCUGUCCGCUCUCCAAGCUGGACUCUAAAAACUCCUACAUACGCGACGACACCAUCUUCAUCAAGGCUAUUGUAGACCUCACUGGGCUCUAGGCAAAUGAUGACGGCAUAAAUCCAGCUCUGCCUUUUGUUGCUACUAAGCUGUUCACCAGGCUUCUGUAUCACCAGUAACUGGCAUUUCUCUUCUACGGAUUGUUGACAGCAAUAUGCAAGACCAGAGCAGGAAACACUGGCCACAGUGGCUGGUGGUUUAUUAAAACGUCCUUAGCCACUGUAACUCGUUUACCAAUCAAACUGAGUUUUUAUUUGACAAAAACAUUGAUUACCUACCAAAGUGAUCGGAGGAGUGAACACAAUAUAUAUGCCAGUAUUUGGCUGGUUAAUUUCCCACCCUGCAGAAGACCCUCAAACAACAUUUGAACUGAUAGAAGCAUUCCAAGACCUAGGUAGAAUAUGCUUGUGAAGUAAGUAGACAACUAAGAUGACAUUGUCUCUAAUCUCCUUUGAUCAUCCUAUGGCUUCUUGUACCAUAGAUGAGGCUCACCAUUUUCAGUUUUAUGCAGAAAAAUAACCAGAUUUAAAAAAAAAAAAAAAAAAAAAAAAAAAAAAAAAAAAAAGGAGCAGAUAGGUUUAAACUGAGUUUUACGUUCACAUUCAAACAUUGUUUCCUGCUGCAGUGUAAAUAAGGUCCUCUUGUGACAAAAGUCAGUUAUCGCUGCUAGCUGCUAGUUAUGUCCCACAAUAAUUGGGCCUUAACUAAUUGCUAUCAUAACGUCCCUCAAAAUAAUUAAAGCUGCAUUAAUCUUUUUUGGCCACUUGGGGCUGAACUCCACAACAAGCUCAAAAUGACACAUUUGACAUAUUAUGGCAAAACAUGUUAGCAAACUAUUACUUAUUUACACAUCCAGCAGAUACAGAGUAACAUUAGCAUUCGUUGGGUCAAUAUUCAGUGUCAAUGUUGAGUCCAAUAUUCUCUCCUUUUAGUCUCCACCAACUCCUGAGAAAAAUAUCUGGCUCUUUAGCUUGCUAGAUGCUUUACUAUGUUCUCCAGCUUUUGGUAACUUUGUCUGUCUGCAGGUAGUUUACAGUGGGCUUAUCAGAGCUUUUUCACUGGAAAUGGCUGCGGGCUGCUGCUAGGAACAAACUGGAUGAGAGUGGUGAACCAAAACCGUAAAAUUGUGAGUCUUAAAAUCAAAACAGUUAGCCUGUCUUAAAAUCAAAACAGUUAGCUAAAAGACGCUAAAGCGCUGUGUAGAGCUGUGGGGAACUGCAGAAUUGGGUUAUAUUUCUCUAGGUAUGUCACUAUGAGUGACCCCUUUCAUUUUACCAGUAGUCAUUUGGCCCAUUGUUAAUAUGAAAACACUGUUAAAUCUGUUAAAGUGCUUAUGAUGCACAGUAUUUUUGUUAUCUGAUUUUCACCUGGGUUUUUGUAUUGUAUUUUUGUAUUUUAAAGCUUGAAAUUUCAAACACAAAUACAUUUCCAGAUUUGUUUUAAAAUAAUGAGCCUUAGACCAGUGACACCGUAGCUAUGUAGAUUCAACAGCCUAUAAACAAAGCGAUAGAUCAAGCAGGUCUAGGCGCUUCAUUGUUUGUGUGUACUGCUUGACAUUUGUUUUUGUUUUUUUUAUUUCAUUUUUUGCAUUUACAGAUGUAGAAUUCCAAUAACAGUGUGACGCCCAUGUAGCCUUCAGAGUAUUGCUCAGCUUUGCACACAGUUUGUAGUGCAGUUGGACUUUUACACUGGUUUACUGUUUCUUAACGUCUAUGCCUCCAACUCUGAAGUCCUGUGUUAAUGGUAAUCAUUUGUGGUGGUGGACAUUGUUUGAAUUCCAUGAAGUGUGUGUGUGUGUGUGUGUGUGUGUGUGUGUGUGUUCCAUUUUUAGCUGUUAGUUACAGUGUUAGUUUGCAUGUUGGAUCUGUGGAAGAUGCACCGUAGCUUGCAACAGUUUCUGGGCUGUUUGUCCAGGAAACUGAUGGUGAAGCUGAUUUUCCCAAAUGGAAAUAUGACGUAUUUUAUUAAAAAUAAAACAUAUUUGCAUACAAGUUCUGAUAGAUCCAAUAAAUAUCUUUUGAUAUUAAACUUUGGCUUUUUUCAGUAUUUGUUGUCUGCAUGUUUACAGUGUCUUUGACCUGAGGGUGUAUUCAGUUUCAUUUGAGCAAUUUUGAAUAUUUAAUAACAUGCAUAUGUACAAAUAUUGAAAUAGCCAAAAUAGAAUAUUGAAUAUAGCUGUGCAAUGUGUUUGUACAUAUUUACCUACAUGAGGUAUAUCAAAAAUAUGUCCACUGCAGUGUCUUCACAAAGUAUUCAUUUCCAUUUUUUUCUACAUUUUGUGGUGUUGCCUAAAGUUCUCCAAACUUAUUCGUAAUGGCUGAACAGCAAACAUUUUCGUGCCCCAAUAGCAAGAGACUGGGGCUAUAAAAAUGGUCAUUUGGGUGUGUUGAUAAUUUGGCGGUGCUUCUAGCUAAAACCUCUUGUUUAGCUAAAAAAAACCCCACUAACUGUACCGUUGUAAUCAUGCAUGAUGGGCUAUUUACAUCGCACUGCUGUACCAUAAAUAAAGAGUUCACUGUGUGAUGGUGCAUAGGGAAGCGGACUCAUCAGACCAGACAACUAUUUCCCAUUCAAGUGUUUAAUGGUGGACUGGCGAAGAAUUGUUAUGUUGUGAGACACUUGAUGUGAAUGCUUUUGAUGUAAGGGCCACCUCCAACAUGGCAAACAUUUUGUUUAUUCUGGGCCCUGUUUCCCAAUAACGAUUGAUCUCAGAAGUUAAGCGUGUUUUCUACGAGUGUUUCUAUGAUUGCUCAUUUUCAUCACGCGUUUCCCUAAGCCGCACUUAGGAGCGAGCGUAUGCCCUUAAGAGCUUCUUAACGUUGUCUGUGGUGCUCAAGAUGAUGCUGAAUGCACUUUAAAGAAACUUCACAUAUUUAAUUGUCUGUAAGCCAUGCUAUAUAACACAAACAAAUGUUUUAUACUUGGAAUUGUUCGGUAUGAUAAUGAUUUGAGCUUACUGCCCUUUAUAAUUCAUGUUCCUGGGUAGAAGUAAGUUUAAGAAAUUAUACUGAGAUUGAUUUAGCUGUUGCUCGAGGCAGACCUUACUCUUAAACUCAUAUUAAACCUAAAAUGAAGCAGUGGCAGUCCAAUAGUUUCAUGAAUAUGCAGGUCAUCUAUUGUGAAUGUCAUUCUGUCAUCAGUUGUGUUCAUGACAGAAGGUCUAUUGUAUUAGAAUAGUUGUUGAAUUCAUUUGUGUGUUUGUUAGUUUAAUUUUAUUUCUAAUUUAAACAGUAUCACUAAUUUUACAUCAAACGUCACUUAAUAAAGAACAUCGGUGUUCAUCGUAAAAACGCUUAUGUUCCUGCUGUAGGUUCUGGAGCUUCUUAAGAUGCACUUAGCCUACGGCGAGUGGGUAGUAGAUGACUUUUUGGAAAGAUUGCGCUAUCAGCCUCUGCUGGUCACUGCAUCUGACACUUUCAAGACAACUUUAGGACGCUCAGAGUGAUUUCUGCCUGGCUAAUGAAAAUGCACAGAUCUGGUAUUUUGGUAUCCUGGGGUCCAUGCUCAGGUGUUGGGCGGAGUUUGAAUGUGCUUGGUCAAAGGGCCUGCAACAUCAAAACACUGCAGCAGUUGUCAGUUGUUACCGGUGAACAAUUGAAAGCAAUUGUUUCUGUGGGUUACUCCUCAGAAGAACUUGUGUUACAGUUCCCAGGUCUUCAGGUAUCAUGUUUUUGUUGUGACAUGCAGUUAUAUCUGUGAGGCAGAUGAUCACUACAUGAAUCGCAGUGUUUCUUUCUAUAAUCACAACCUCAUUUCAUUUGGAGACACAUCAAAAGACAUUAUGAGUGAUGGAUACAUCACUAUACUGCAUUUCAGCUUUUAAAUUUUAAUAUAAGUGCAUACUUAGAAUUUGUCAGUUGUGUGUGGAUAUGUGUAUUAUUUAACCUUGAUGCUGUAAUAUUACUAAAUGCAGAAAACAUCAGGGUUGUUGAGCACUUUGAGAAGACACUGAGUUAUAUUUCCAUAUGGGAGUAGCCUUUGGUCGAGCUUAGACACACAGACAUGUAAAGGCUGGAACUGAGAUGUGAAGGCCUCAGGAUGGAAGCAGAGCUGAGGUAUCAAAAGAGGAAAUGGUUGAUGUUAUUGUAAAAUUGUCCUAUUUUUGGCUUUCCUUACAGCUUUGAACUGACCUACUUUUUACAGAAAAAUAAGUGCCUGUACUUUUUUUUUUUUUUUUUUUAUGUUUCAUGUUUCAUGAGCCCUGAGUUGUGGAUGUACUUUCGUGCGAGUGUCAACCUAUACCAAAAUGUGAAACUUUUCAUUUUGCGCUGUGUAUUUUUUUUAUUUGUAUCUUUUAAUUUUGUAUUGUUGGCCUUUUAUGAAGCCCCCUUUACUUGACCCUUUGAUGUGAUAAAAUCUAAGUGACUAAGAAUGUUUCCAUUUGCAUACAUAAAACUAGUGAAUGUUACAGUCUUACUUUAUUUAAUCAUAGAUUAAAAAUGAGGUCAGAAUAUAAUUUUACACCAAGCUUUUGGCAUCUUCAUCUAAACACAUCCAGCAUGUUUUUAAACCUCUCAACAAAUACUGAAACCUCUCUGUGCAUGAGAAGUUUCAGUAGGAAAAAAAUACAUAUAUCAAACACUGGUUCAUAUUGUAGACCAGCAUUUUAUUUGUUUUAUGAUUUUAUGAUCUAUACAUACAGCAUAUGAGUGUGUGAAAUGAUUUUUCGGUACAAACUGUGAUUAAGUUUGAGGAGGUGUGUGCUGCUGUGAGAAAGUUAAACAUAUCUAAAUAAUAUAUAGAUUGUACUUAUUAAAGUUAUACUGUAUGUUGAGACCGUUUAAAAGCACGCUUUGGUUCGUCUGGCUGAUUGUGAAAAGGUGCAUCUGCAGUCUGACCUCAAUAGGUUGCAGCUAAUGUUUUCUGGCUCUUUCGGCAGAAGUUGUCAACUUUUGCUUUCUUGUUAUUACAGAAACAUGUGUCCUCUUUUUUUCCCUCUUAAGAAUAUGUUGUUAUUGUUGCACAUAUGUAGACUACAUUUUGCAUGCAUGACUGCGGCCUCAAAUAAAUUAGCUGCUACAUUUGUUCUGCCCUAUGUGCUGAUUUGUGCUCGUAGAUGCAGCCUAGCAGCACUGUAUGUAUGUUUGUCUUUGCUCUUUCUUGUAUGAUAAGUUACCUGAUGUGGGCUGGGAAUUAUUCAAAGCUGGUGAACAUAACAAAAGGGCUUCACAUUUCAUUUCCAUCUGCUGAAUGUCACAAAAAGGCGUACGUACACAUUUGUCUGUUUUUUCGCCGGCUGUAGCUUGAUCUGUUGAAUGGAUCCGACAGAAUCUUCUCUAGACUCCAGCUGGGGAGCGAUAUCACAUUUGAGCCGGUUGAUGUUAUGCUGUAUCAGCGAUAUUGACUUGUAGGAAAUGCCACACUGCCUCACUGUUAUUGCAACAGAAUAAACAAUAUGUCAAUGUGAUGUAUGUAUUUUAAAUAACACUUCAGAACUGUCAAACUGAAACAGGUCAGUUGAUGUUUAUUUACAUAUCUAUUUCUCUGUUUAUGGAUCUCUAAAGCCCAUGUUGAGAUUAAGAUGAAGUGCUUUCAUCUGUAGCAAUGACAUCAAACUGCAAUCUACUUGUUGUUCUCUCUGCUACAUUGUGUGGAUAGUGACUUGUGUGUUAGUAAACUCUUUGUACUACAGGAAAUUUGUUCCAUAUUUGUAUUUACUUUUGUUUUAUUAAAGGUUUUAAGAUGCCCUCUA
This is a messenger RNA of Siniperca chuatsi (mandarin fish), 7702 nucleotides long. It is a transcript of the gene traf2a, whose product is annotated as Tnf receptor-associated factor 2a. Gene Ontology annotation, biological process: positive regulation of JNK cascade; positive regulation of canonical NF-kappaB signal transduction; regulation of apoptotic process. Bases 345 to 2051 code for a protein of 568 amino acids. Gene Ontology annotation, molecular function: tumor necrosis factor receptor binding; ubiquitin protein ligase binding; zinc ion binding. The record is from RefSeq and is a predicted model, not a curated record. Gene Ontology annotation, cellular component: plasma membrane signaling receptor complex; cytosol; cytoplasmic side of plasma membrane. Lineage: Eukaryota; Metazoa; Chordata; Actinopteri; Centrarchiformes; Sinipercidae. The transcript is spliced from 11 exons.